AUGGACACGCCUGGGAGGCAGGAUGGACCCCUUCCAGGACACGCUGCGGCGGCUGCGGGAGGCCUUCAAGUCGGGGCGCACGCGGCCGGCCGAGUUCCGGGCUGCGCAGCUCCAAGGCCUGGGCCGCUUUCUUCAAGAAAACAAGCAGCUUCUGCAAGACGCACUGGCCCAGGACCUGCAUAAGUUAGCCUUCGAGGCAGACGUAUCUGAGAUCAUCACCAGCCAGAAUGAGGUUGACUAUGCCCUCAAGAACCUGCAGGCCUGGAUGAAGGACGAACCGGGCUCCACGAACCUGUUCACGAAGUUGGACUCGGCCUUCAUCCGGAAGGAACCCUUUGGCCUGGUCCUCAUCAUCGCACCCUGGAACUAUCCCGUGAACCUGACCCUGGUGCCCCUGGUGGGCGCCCUCGCUGCAGGGAAUUGCGUGGUGCUGAAGCCGUCAGAAAUCAGCCAGGGCACAGAGAAGGUCCUGGCUGAGGUGCUGCCCCAGUACCUGGACCAGAGCUGCUUUGCUGUGGUGCUGGGCGGGUCGCAGGAGACAGGGCAGCUGCUGGAGCACAAGUUUGACUACAUCUUCUUCACGGGGAGCCCUCGUGUGGGCAAGAUAGUCAUGACUGCUGCCGCCAAGCACCUGACACCUGUCACCCUGGAGCUGGGGGGCAAGAACCCCUGCUACGUGGACGACAACUGCGACCCCCAGACCGUGGCCAACCGCGUGGCCUGGUUCCGCUACUUCAACGCCGGCCAGACCUGCGUGGCCCCCGACUACGUCCUGUGCAGCCCCGAGAUGCAGGAGAGGCUGCUGCCCGCCCUGCAGAGCACCAUCACCCGUUUCUAUGGCGACGACCCCCAGAGCUCCCCAAACCUGGGCCGCAUCAUCAACCAGAAACAGUUCCAGCGGCUGCAGGCACUGCUGGGCUGCGGCCACGUGGCCAUUGGGGGCCAGAGUGACGAGAGCGAUCGCUACAUCGCCCCCACAGUGCUGGUGGACGUGCAGGAGACGGAGCCGGUGAUGCAGGAGGAGAUCUUCGGGCCCAUCCUGCCCAUCGUGAACGUGCGGAGUGUGGACGAGGCCAUCGAGUUCAUCAACAGGCGGGAGAAGCCCCUGGCCCUGUACGCCUUCUCCAACAGCAGCCAGGUUGUGAACCAGAUGCUGGAGCGGACCAGCAGUGGCAGCUUUGCAGGCAACGACGGCUUCCUCUAUCUGUCUCUGCUGUCUGUGCCGCUGGGGGGAGUUGGCCACAGCGGGAUGGGCCGGUACCACGGCAAGUUCACCUUCGACACCUUCUCCCACCACCGCACCUGCCUGCUCGCCCCCUCCGGCCUGGAGAAGUUAAAGGAGAUCCGCUACCCGCCCUACACCGACUGGAACCAGCAGCUGUUGCGCUGGGGCAUGGGCUCCAACAGCUGCACCCUCCUGUGAGCGUCCCACCCGCCUCCAACGGGUCACGCAGAGAAACCUGAGUCUAGCCAUGACGGGCUUGUGCUCCCAACUCACAUUGUUCCUCCAGACCGCAGGCUCCCCCAGCCUCAGGUUGCUGGAGCUGUCACGUGACUGCAUCCUGGCUGCCAGGGUUGCAAAGCAAGGUCUUGCUUCUAUCUGAGGGAUGCUGUUCGAGAGAGGCCAAGAGACUAUAGAACAAGCUAAGUAACCUCACUCAUCCCACCCUCCCCAAUUCUAGCCCUUUGCUCCCUCGGUCAAGGUUGGCCAGGCCCAGUCCCAGGGGCAGCGUGACCCUGGAAAAUACGGUGCCCUGCCUUCUUAGGGGCAGCAGCACUGAAUGGUUGAGAGCGUGGAUCUCUCCAGGCCUUUGCUCUCUCCUCUAGGCACACAUGCACUUCCGCCUCUGCCCCGUCCCAAUUGUACCAGCACUGCCUCCCCCAGGGAUCCUCUCACAUCCCACAAUGGUCUGUGCACCACCCCUCUGGUUCACACAGCACCCUGCACUCACCCACAGCAGCUCCAUCCACAGAGAAAGCCGGGGUUUGCAUCCUUCCACUGCAGAGUGUUACUGGGACGUGUGGGCAAGUCCCUUGACUUCUCUGAGCCUCAGUUUCCUUAUGUGAAAGGUGCUGGAACCAAAAUGGAGUCACUUAUGUCAAACUCUAAUACAAUGGAGUCAGGGGGGCCACAAAGAAGCCCUCACACACACAUGCCCGUAACGGGAUUUAUCACAAGACACUCCUGCGUGUAGACCAGACACGGGGCAUCUCGAAAGCACGUCCUCAAGACUGUAGUAUUCCAAAUGAGCUGCAGACGCUUACCUACCAUGGCCGUCUCCACCAGAAAACCAUCGCCAACUCUGCGAUCAGCUUGUGACCUACAAACCUUUUAAACAAACCUUGUUUAAAAGCAGCUUACAUGGACUUCUGUCCUUUAAAAGCUUCCCCUUGGCUGUGGCCCUCUGCGUAUGCCUGGGAUCCUUCCUAGCACUCAUAGCCCAGAUAGUAAUCCUCUGCUCUUCCCAAAUAAAUUCACCUGUUCUGGAAA
Molecule: messenger RNA, 2491 nt
Organism: Cercocebus atys (sooty mangabey)
Lineage: Eukaryota; Metazoa; Chordata; Mammalia; Primates; Cercopithecidae
Gene: ALDH3B2
Product: aldehyde dehydrogenase 3 family, member B2
Exons: 10
Coding region: 23-1423 (466 amino acids)
Biological process (GO): aldehyde metabolic process
Cellular component (GO): cytoplasm
Molecular function (GO): aldehyde dehydrogenase (NAD+) activity
Source: RefSeq, a predicted model, not a curated record